AUCACAUGCCACGUCAAACCGUUGACGUUUCAAUUAUCUCAACAUCAGAUACUCCUAAAUAAAUAAGCUUUACCUCCCAUGGCGUCCUUCCGGACCGACAAAAUAGCUAAUAGCUUCUUACAAAUAGAGAGAGGAAAAAAAGCUUAAUUUGCCCGGAGAGAGAAAAUAAAGUAAAAAGAAAAUCUAAUUCUCUUCGGACAAACCCUAGGAAUUUCUCUUAUUCUGUUUUUCCAUCAUCGAUUCCAAGACCCAGAAAAAAUGACUACCUCAAGACGCCUUGCUGAUAGGAAGAACCAAAAGUUCCAGAAGAACGUCACAAGGAGGGGCGCUGUUCCCGAGACAACUGUCAAGAAGGGUAACGACUACCCAGUUGGUCCCGUUCUUUUGGGGUUCUUCGUAUUUGUUGUCAUUGGCUCCUCUCUGUUCCAGAUUAUCAGGACUGCCACAAGUGGAGGAAUGGCUUAAAUAUGGAAUGUGAUGUGAAGUUGUUAAAUCUUGUGCUUAGUCCACACAAUAGAAAUGGAGAUGUUUGUACCUAGUGUGUUGUUCUAACCCAGAUUAUGAAUAAAGAUGCACUCCUGCGUGCACAUUCUCUUAA
Amaranthus tricolor (Joseph's coat) is the source of this 598-nucleotide messenger RNA. RefSeq lists its product as uncharacterized. The record is from RefSeq and is a predicted model, not a curated record. Lineage: Eukaryota; Viridiplantae; Streptophyta; Magnoliopsida; Caryophyllales; Amaranthaceae. Bases 259 to 465 code for a protein of 68 amino acids. Gene Ontology annotation, cellular component: endoplasmic reticulum. Gene Ontology annotation, biological process: endoplasmic reticulum unfolded protein response. The transcript is spliced from 3 exons.